Molecule: messenger RNA, 1458 nt
Organism: Mycotypha africana
Lineage: Eukaryota; Fungi; Mucoromycota; Mucoromycetes; Mucorales; Mycotyphaceae
Exons: 2
Coding region: 57-1322 (421 amino acids)
Biological process (GO): protein transport
Cellular component (GO): cytoplasm
Source: RefSeq, a predicted model, not a curated record
CAAAAACCCUUUUUAUUUGAAAGAAACACAACACUAUUUUUUUACUUGACAGUUUUAUGACAAUUAUUCCAUCUUCUGAUCCUGUUAUAACACUUACUAUCGAACUUCUUCCUGAAUUUGGUUACAAAAUACAAGAUGAACCAGUCUAUGGUCCAGGGUCGGUUUUUCAAGGCAUAGUGCACCUUCGAUUGAAGGAAUCACCUGUAGCGGCUGACCGAAUUGUCCUCACGUUUAGAGGAGCAGAACAUGCCACACCCAUUCAUGAUGGAAACAAGUUUCUUGUUCCGCUUAUCAAAAACCCCUUUUUCUCCAUGCAGCAGACAUUAUGGCAGCGUACACGAGAAGAAUGCUUACUGACAGAACGUCAUUAUCGAUUCCCUUUCACCAUACAAAUGCCUAUGACUCAAUUCCCGCCCUCCAUGGAUCACUCAUUGUAUCAAUGUCAAUUCGACUUGUCGGCAAAGUUGAUUCGCACCACCUUCACCUUACCGACCGUCGUCACAAAACGUACCAUCCAUUAUAUGCCUUGUAUUGAAACAAGCGCAUUGAAGCAGCCUAUCAUUGAAGAUGGGUAUCAUAACGGUUUCUAUGCAUCCGUCAGACUUCAUUCCCUGGACUAUGUACCGGGUGACAGCAUACCCAUUACACUUACCACAUCACGCCGCGAUCGUCGUCAUCGUCGUCGUCGUCAACGUCCACCUCCACGUCCGCUUGCUUUUGAAAAAGAAAAGCAACAGAAACAAACCCACGUCCACGUCGCCAUGAAGAGUCAACAUCCCAUCCAACGCAACAAACAAGACGAUCCGCUCGAAGGGGACGAGGAAGAGCCAGCAGAGGCCACUUCUAUCCUUGUCGAAUUAUGCGAAAAAGUAGAGUUGCUACGAUGCAAAGCCGUUUCUGUCACGCGGGUGGUCGCCACGCAUGUGGAAAAACCAACGACCACAGGUUACAAAUACGCACUGACAAAAACCUUAUAUGGUAGUGGCGCAGAAUAUCGUGUGGCGCUUCCGUUGCCGGUGGACCUGACACCGUCUAUCAAUUAUUCAAAGAUAGUCCAUCUUUCCUAUCUAUUACGGAUCAAAAUCAAAAGCAGGGGAACCUCUUUGCUGGGGCCAAUGUUCAGUUCCGUCGUACAGAUGGAACUACCACUGAAAAUCGGCACCUUGGGUUAUGGUAUCAGGGCUUCCAGAGACCUCAAAGUCUAUUAUGCCGAUACAGUGAGCUCUCCCAGGUUUUUGAGAUCACUGGAAUAUGAAGAGGCUUUGCCACUGUAUGACCCAAGCAGGUUACCUUCGUAUCACGAUUCACCCAUCACUGUAUAAUCCCUAUCCUCCCCCAUGCCAUCCCAUCCGUUAUCAUCCUCCCGCUUCCACUUUAAUUAUUGUAUACACUACUCCAUGCAUCCUUCGCACAUCCAUUGAACAACAUCUUGCUUUUUUUUUUUUUUUUGUAAACCGU